Messenger RNA from Rhodofomes roseus, 2234 nucleotides. Its product is annotated as GMC oxidoreductase. The coding region runs from base 231 to 2042 and encodes 603 amino acids. NCBI's taxonomy places the organism in Eukaryota, Fungi, Basidiomycota, Agaricomycetes, Polyporales, Fomitopsidaceae. The record is from RefSeq and is a predicted model, not a curated record. The transcript has 7 exons. Gene Ontology annotation, molecular function: oxidoreductase activity, acting on CH-OH group of donors; flavin adenine dinucleotide binding.
CACAAUUGAAUCUCUAAUCCUGGCCCGCACCUGGCCGAGAGUCCGUGUCCCAUCAUGCGUUUCACCGCUGUGUACGCCUGUGUGUGGAUGCGAAAAUCAGACAUAUAGUCUCCGCCAUUGGAAAUGUCCACGCGGACACACGGAUAAAGACGCAUAUCAGUCCCACUCUCGCCAGUCAGUUUUACUCCUCGCGGGUUGUUGACGUUGACCGCACCACUCGGAGUGCGCAUAUGUUCCAAUUCUCAUACCCUACUGUCCCGAUAGCCCGGCUCGCGGAGGAAUAUGACUUCAUCAUAGUAGGAGGAGGAACCGCGGCCUGCGUACUGGCGAACCGCCUAAGCCAGGAGGAGUCCGUAUCCGUACUCGUCAUCGAGCGAGGGGCAGUCGGAGACGGCUGGUUAUCCAGCGUCCCGCUGCUCUCCUCACACUUCGCCUCAGACGGAUCCCGCUCGCGCGUGUGGAACACGGUCCCGCAGAAGCACGUCAACUCGCGCGUAUUCCAGCUAGCGGGCGGCAACUCCCUCGGAGGCGGCUCGCGAAUCAACGCAAUGCUAUACAUGCGCGGGGUCCCUGCGGAGUACGAUGCUUGGAGCAAAGCUGGGUGCAAGGGAUGGAGCUACGACGAGAUGCUGCCGUAUUUCGUCAGGUCAGAAACCGACAUUGAUCAGGAUCGUGACAGACCUGCUAGCCACCAUGGUAUCUCUGGCGAAUGGCAGAACAUGUCGUACAAGCAGCCUGUCUGGGAACAUACCAAGGCGCUCAUUCGUGCAGCGGGGUCAAUGGGUCUGCCAUAUCAUGUAGACGAUCCUAAUUCCCCUCUCAGCCCAUCCCACGGCUGCGUCAAGUUACAUUUCUCCAUUGACAGUCAAGGGCGUCGCAGUUCCACAUCGAGUGCAUUCCUACCCCUGCAGCUCAUCCGGAGACGUAGCAAUCAUCUGCACAUUUGCGUACGAGCUUUGGUGUCUAGGAUCGACGUCCAACGGGACGCGGAGGGUGAACUCAGAGCAGAAGGCGUCUUCAUUCAAUCGCUCGAUCGCCGUGCUUCAACACGGCAUAUAAGAGCAAAGAGAGAAGUCAUAUUGUCCGCUGGUCCAAUCUCAUCUCCCCAGAUUCUGUUACUCAGUGGCAUCGGGCCUGCUGAACACCUUCGCGAGCACGGCAUCCCGGUGCUGAAAGACCUUCCUGGAGUCGGGAGCCAUCUCCAAGAUCAUCUAGGUAUAGCACCGCAAUACUGUAUACCGCUUCAUGAUUCGUUCCUCAAGCUCAAGUUUCAACCAUGGCUCAUCCUCAAAGAGCUCCUCCUGUACCUCUUGUUCGGAAUCGGACUCUUACUGAGCCCAACCUUCGAGAUCGUCAUUUUCCUGCAAUCACGGUUAUUUGACGAGAAGUAUCACUCUGCUCUGUCUUGUGACGCGGAUAGUGACGCAUCGCUCUCGAGGAACAUCGCUGAUAUCGAGAUCAUGCCGGUUUCGGUCCGGGACAUGACCACAACUGUCAGCGUCAGGGGGCCUGCACAGCGCUAUUGGCUCGGUGGGGGAAGUGGCAACUUGUUUUCCCAAUUCAUCGCCCCCGGUGGACUAGGUCUCCUCUCCGUCAACCUGCGCCCAACCUCUCUUGGCACCGUCCGUCUCGCCUCUAGUAACCCCGAAGACGACCCAAUCGUCGAUCCGAACUACCUCUCUACGGAGCGCGACUUCUCCAUCAUGCGCCAGGCCGUCCGCUUCUCGAUACAGCUCAAGGAACAGAUGGCCACGCAGGGCUAUCCCAUCACGGACUUCAAACUUCCCGCGAGCGAUUCGGACGCGGACGUGGACGCUUUCAUCCGGGGUGCGUGCGAGACGACGUACCAUUUUUCGUCGACGUGUCGUAUGGCUCUUGAGGAGGAGGGCGGCGUAGUCGAUGACCGCCUCAGGGUUCAUGGCGUGCGCGGCUUACGAGUGGCAGACUCGAGUAUUUUUCCGCAGAUAUUGGCUACACAUCUGGCAGCUCCUACUGUUGCUGUCGCGGAGAAGUGCGCGGAUAUGGUCAAGGCGGAUAACUAAGGGUAUGGCCGCCUUUACCACUCCAGUUGGUGGAACCUGUGUCACGCAUAUUGCAUAUGUAUGAAUCUGAUGUGCCGUCUGCUGUGGACAAUGAGUAUGUACGGUUAACUCUCAUACACUCGACAGAUGCGCUCAAAUUAUUGUCGUUCGACAACGACUUCCUGAUUGGGGUACUCACUUCGAAUUCACCUG